Molecule: messenger RNA, 1144 nt
Organism: Dendroctonus ponderosae (mountain pine beetle)
Lineage: Eukaryota; Metazoa; Arthropoda; Insecta; Coleoptera; Curculionidae
Product: E3 ubiquitin-protein ligase HECW2-like
Exons: 6
Coding region: 81-1118 (345 amino acids)
Biological process (GO): regulation of dendrite morphogenesis
Molecular function (GO): ubiquitin-protein transferase activity; protein binding
Source: RefSeq, a predicted model, not a curated record
GCUCGCAUCGGCUGGAGGGCGAGCUCGCCGCCCCCGGCUGCCGCCUGCUCAAUCGCCCCGACUUCUUCACCAUCCUCCACAUGAACCCGGAGGCAACAGCGCUGUACAACCGCCACCCCACCCUCAAGCACAUGCUGAACCGCAUCAGGCGCGACCCCGCCUACUUCGACAAGUACCAGCACAACAAGGAGCUGGUCGCCUUGGUGAACAUGUUCGCCAAUGAGCAGCUGGAGCUGCCCGACGGGUGGGACCGCAAGCAGGACGCCGUCGCCAAGCCAUUUUUUAUCGAUCACACUAACAAACGCACCACGUAUAUGGACCCGCGACUGCCACUCGACUGCGCCCAGGCAGUGCGGCGCCUGUCCGAUGACGCAGAGGCGCCGGUGCCGCCCCCGCGCCCCACCACAACGACGGCGAACGCCCAGACGAACAUCCCGGAAGUGCCGGCCGCCUACAACGACAAAGUGGUGGCGUUCCUGCGCCAGCCGAACAUCUUCGAUAUCCUGAAGGAGCGGCAUGCGCCCGUGGGCAGUUCGGCAACGUUGCGCGACAAGAUCAAUGCGGUGCGGGUGGACGGGACUCUGGCCCUCGACCGGCUCAGCCACGACGUCAACCUGACCAUCCUGCUCAGCCUGUUCGAGCAGGAGAUCAUGUCGUACGUGCCGGCGGUGGAGUCGGGCAGGGGGGCGAGCGCCGCCCGCAGCCCCCACAGCUCGCCGAUGGCGUCCCCCGGGCUGGGGCGGCACCGCGUGCCCGGGCCCCACAAGCGCGACUUCGAGGCCAAGCUGCGCAACUUCUACCGCAAGCUGGAGAGCAAGGGCUACGGCCAGGGGCCCGCCAAGUUCAAGCUGCACGUGCGGCGCGACCAUUUGCUGGAGGACGCGUUCAGGCGCAUCAUGUCCGCCAGCAAGAAGGAGCUGCAGAAGGGCAAGCUGUGCAUCGUGUGGGACAACGAGGAGGGCCUGGACUACGGGGGCCCCUCCAGGGAGUUCUUCUUCCUGCUGUCGCGCGAGCUGUUCAACCCGUACUACGGCCUGUUCGAGUACUCGGCCAACGACACCUACACUGUCCAGGUUUCGCCGAUGUCCGCUUUUGUGGACAACUACCACGACUGGUGAGUGUAGUUUGUUUGUUUGCAACAACG